GCUAAUUCAAACUUGCUUCUUUUGAAUUAGCUGGAAUACACUCAUGUGUCUCACGAAGCACAUUUAGUAAUAAUUUUAAUUUAGUAGAAUGUUAAUUGAUUUUGUUGUUGAACUUAAGAAAUCCUUGACAUGGGGUCCUUGGAUAUGGUAUCAGACUACUACUGCUGGGUCAAAGACACUGGAAGUCUGUGAUUAUCUGGGAGAAUCGUUGGCUUCAUUUUUUGGCAUUACAACCGCUAAGGACCAGUUUGAGAUAGACCACUUCAAUCAGCUGGUGGCUGAGGAGGAGGCUUUAAAGAAGGAACAAGACCUGGAGAUGGAGGAUGGGUGACCAAGUCAGCUGAAGAGCAGACAGCCACUGGGGUUGCACCAAGCGUUACUGAGCCUCCUUCCACACAGAGGUAUUGAACAUCACAAAACAUCAACUCUUAAGAUAUAAAUUGCAGUAAGAUUUUGUAAAUUGUUUUAUCAACUGUUACGUAAAUUUUAUAAAAGUUCCUGAAACUUCAAUGUUAAUUUGAGUUUAAAUUUUUGUAAUUUUAAGUUUUAAAUAAUUAAGUCCAGUUUAUUUUACUGUAGUGACUCAGAAUCUCUCAUGUACACUUAGUACAGACAAGGCAGCUUAUGUGUUUGAUAAAAAUGUUAACACUAACACUCCACAAACUUUCUCAGAUGUGGUGUAAGGAUUCCAGUGAAUUAACACUCUUGUGUAAGUUUUUUUUAAGACAGUGACAAAGGUUUUUAAGUUUUUUUAUGGAAGCUGAACCGAUUCAUUCACCAAAUCUUAAUGACCUGUGAGGGCAAGCAGAAUACAACUGUAUGAUUGGUCUCUCCUUUCAUAAAGAACAAUAUAUAUAAGUAGGAAUUCAUACUGCAUUUUUCUACUUGCCUGAAAUGAAUUUCACAGUUAUAAGUGAAAGCUAAAUGUACUUUGUCUCUGAUUUGGCCUUAGAGUGCUGUGCUGAAAUAAACUGAAUUCUCUGUACUCGUGACAUUGUGCAUGGCGCAUAUGAAUGGCAUAAAAUUCAAAAAUAAAUGUUAAAAAGUGAAAAAAAAGUCUCAAGUCAUGAUUUACAAAAUGGUGGUAGGGUGGGUCUAUUUACAUUAUCCCGUAAUCGCCACAAAAUGAGUAUUAUUAAAUAGUUAAUUUAUUUAAUCCAAUAAGAAAAUUCAAUUUUUUUUGUUAUCAACAGAAAAUAUGGUACUAAAUUAGGUUUGUUCUAUUUAAUAAAUGUUUAUUUAUGUACAUUUUACAUUAUAUGGAUAUUGUUUUAAGAAUCUGUCCAUCGCAUUAAGGUAUAACAUAGUUUAUUCAGAAACUUAAAAUAGCUCCAAAAUGUUAUAGUGACUAAUUUAUAAAAUACCCACUAUAGAAACAUUUUUGGAUAUUUAAUUAAAUAUUUUUAAGUAAUUAUAUUUCAAAAUAUAGACUGAAAGAAGUCUUGUGCCUUAAUAUCACAUUGUGAUUAAAAAGUAUUUACAGAAAUAUAUAUUUUAUUACCAAAAUAUGUGCAGAGUAAUAUGUUAUAUUAGAAAUAAAGAAUGAAAAAAUAUGUAUUUUCAAAUGUCUUAGUUAUCUUAAAUACAUCAUUUAAUCAUUCUCAUUUAAUAAUUAUUAAUUUGUUGUAUGUAAUAACAUAACCCAAUUAAAAUAUUCUGAAUUGUAAAUUGCUGAUAAUAUGUUAGUUAAUUUGCUUCAAUGUUUCACAGGACACUUUGAUGAUUCUCCAUGCCUUCUGUGUCUGAAAGAUUAUUUUAUUCUACAAUUGAAAAUUUAAAGAUUUUACUAACAAUAUAUUUAAACUAUUAACUUGUAAAUAUUGUGUCUAAUUAUUUUUUUCCUUGUAAGUUAAAUAUGUAUGUAAAGGAAAGUGUUGAUUUGUAUUAAAAAAUAUUAUUUAUUGGUCGUAUGCUGUACUGAGCUUGGGCCCCUACAUAGUCUAAUUUGGUUGGCCACAACUAUCAUGCAAGAGAUUAGGUUCAGAACAAACUAUUGUUGUUGAUAUAACAUAAAUAAUAAGCAACAAGACAUGGGUGUUGAACAU
Messenger RNA from Homalodisca vitripennis (glassy-winged sharpshooter), 2045 nucleotides. Its product is annotated as protein FAM177A1-like. The transcript has 2 exons. The coding region runs from base 89 to 331 and encodes 80 amino acids. The record is from RefSeq and is a predicted model, not a curated record. NCBI's taxonomy places the organism in Eukaryota, Metazoa, Arthropoda, Insecta, Hemiptera, Cicadellidae.